Messenger RNA from Photinus pyralis (common eastern firefly), 716 nucleotides. RefSeq lists its product as uncharacterized. Bases 201 to 605 code for a protein of 134 amino acids. The record is from RefSeq and is a predicted model, not a curated record. NCBI's taxonomy places the organism in Eukaryota, Metazoa, Arthropoda, Insecta, Coleoptera, Lampyridae. The transcript has 2 exons.
CCCUAUGGCAAGCUUGAAAUCAAAUAUUUAAUGAGUCUCCUACAAGAUUUACAAGUCAAUUCGCAGAACUUACUCCGUAAAAAAUAUUUAAUAUGGUUGCGUCAUUAUUUACUUUCAUUUGCUCGUGUAUGCCCUGAUAAAAUCCUGUAGAGAUAUAAAAGUAAAAAAAAAUCACUCAGUUCGUACCUACACCUACAAUUAUGAAGACGGUUUUUGGAAUAACUUUCGUCUGCCUGUUUUUCGGGACUAUCGCGUUAAGCGAUAGAGGUAUGAACAAAUUAUCACAAAGGGGUCUAAAGGAGUUCUGGUCAUGCGUGACCAACACUUUAUUAAGUAUGGUAGACCUCCCCUUAGAAGCCGUGGGAUCUGCACUGAAUGAAACGUUCAGCGGAGUUGGAGAAUUUGCACUCUGUGCGCCGAUGCUGGUAAAUACUAGCUCUGUUAUAACCGGCACAACGCUUAAGGCAACAAUCGACUGCAUUCUGAAGAACGGUGUCGGAACUAUAUUUACGGUGAUUAAGAUCUUACUACCGGCAGCUGGACAGUUAGUGUUCAAGAAUCUUUUUCAAUUGGUGUUUGAUUGUCUUAAGUUUUUGUUUCAAUAGUACCACACAAAUGACUAUACCAACUACUGAGAUUACUUGUAAUGUUACAUUAAACGAUUAUGGCAAUUUUUUGUGCCAAGAAUAAAAACUUAUUGCUGAUCGUCCCUAAAA